AUGGUGAAGCUUUUUUCCCUUCUCGCCGUUAGUUUGGCGCCGUUGCUGGCAACGGCACAAUUGUCUGGGCGUGUCGGCCCAACCACCCCAUAUGCCACCAAGGCAAACCACAAGAUCUGCAACGUACUCAAAUACGGGGCCGUCGCCGACAAGAAAACGGAUGUCGGUCCCGCCAUUCUCUCGGCUUGGAACGAUUGCAAGACCGGUGGCGUGGUAUACAUUCCAGCCGGUGAUUAUGCGCUUGGAUCAUGGGUGCUACUGAAGAAUGGCAAGAGCACCGCUAUUCGCAUGGACGGUACCAUCUACCGGACUGGCACCAGCGGCGGCAACAUGAUCUUCAUUGAGCACACUCAGGACUUUGAGCUUUUUAGUGCGACUUCGAAGGGUGCGGUGCAGGGCUCAGGCUAUGAGUUCCACAAGAAGGGAUCGCUCAGCGGACCCCGAAUUCUGCGAUUGUACGAUGUGACCGACUUCUCAGUGCAUGAUCUUGCACUGGUGGAUGCGCCGUCCUUCCACUUCAGCUUGGAUACUUGUGCAAACGGUGAAGUCUAUAAUCUGGCGAUUCGUGGCGGUAACUCGGGUGGUCUGGAUGGCAUCGACGUGUGGUCUAACAAUAUCUGGAUUCACGAUGUCGAGGUCACCAACAAGGACGAGUGUGUAACGGUCAAGAGUCCUGCCAAGAACAUUCUUAUCGAAAACAUUUACUGCAACUGGAGUGGUGGCUGCGCCAUGGGCUCGUUGGGCGCCGAUACUGCCAUCUCGGACAUUCACUGCCGCAAUGUGUACACGUGGGCCUCUAACCAGAUGUAUAUGGUCAAAAGCAAUGGUGGCAGUGGCACGGUCUCCAACGUUGUCCUGGAGAACUUCAUCGGCCACGGAAACGCCUACUCCCUCGACAUUGACCAACAAUGGAGCAGCAUGCACACCAUCGCAGGCAAGGGUGUUCAACUCAACAACUUCACAAUCCAGAACUGGAAGGGAACUGAAUCCAAUGGCGCCCAACGUGGCCCCAUCAAGGUCAACUGUGCUGCGGGUGCUCCUUGCACAGACGUCAAAAUCAAAGACUUUGCCAUGUGGACCGAGACGGGCAAGUACCAAAAGGAGAUUUGCAAUAAUGCCUAUGGCUCAGGAUCCUGUCUGAGGUCCGGCAAGGGCGGCUCUUACAGCACCACGGUCACGGUCAACUCCGCUCCGACGGGGUACUAUGCACCGAAGAUGGCAGCAGACCUCCAGGCUGCGUUUGGAACGGAUUCUCCAAUUCCUAUUCCGACAAUCCCGACUUCUUUCUACCCAGGACAGACACCGAUCAAAGCUUUGGCUGCCAAGGCGACCGCCUCUUAA
Penicillium oxalicum is the source of this 1341-nucleotide messenger RNA. It is a transcript of the gene rhgB, whose product is annotated as putative extracellular rhamnogalacturonase. The coding region runs from base 1 to 1341 and encodes 446 amino acids. The record is from RefSeq and is a predicted model, not a curated record. NCBI's taxonomy places the organism in Eukaryota, Fungi, Ascomycota, Eurotiomycetes, Eurotiales, Aspergillaceae. Gene Ontology annotation, molecular function: polygalacturonase activity. The transcript is spliced from 4 exons. Gene Ontology annotation, biological process: carbohydrate metabolic process.